AUGCGCGCUGCCACCCCCAAAGGUAGAAUAGCUGUCGCCGCCUGCUGUCGCCGUUUCCGCGAGUUGGGCUCCGCGUGGCUUCCCGCAUCCUCUCCGCAGGAGGACGUCGGGGGGCAGACGGAUCCACUCGCUGAGUCGCUUAUCGUGUCUGGCGGAGCUGCAGGCGUGUGUCCGGAACCAUUCAGCAAGCUUGCUCUGGCGCUGCAGCAGACCAAUGAGACAAUCGCCACAGCAAUCUUGGGUGGCCUCUCCAGGCAGGAGAAGUCCAGGAAUCCAGAGCUCAUCGCAGAGAGCUUGGACGAGUUCGAGGGGCGCCCGAAGCUGGACGGGCCACCCACUCUGAACGAAGCCCAAAGCACAACGGGUCCCUACAUCGCCGAGCGCUUGGAGGAACUCACGGAUUGGACACGCGAUCGCGGGCGUGUGGCGCAGCCCUUGUUUGCCGACGUUCGCGUCUCGAUCGUGAAGCUACUCGCAGCGAGGAAGGCCAAGCAGACAAUAGAGUUGGACUAG
This is a messenger RNA of Prorocentrum cordatum, 513 nucleotides long. The record is from the annotation of a GenBank genome assembly. NCBI's taxonomy places the organism in Eukaryota, Dinophyceae, Prorocentrales, Prorocentraceae.